Syngnathus typhle (broad-nosed pipefish) is the source of this 1265-nucleotide messenger RNA. RefSeq names its product mast cell protease 3-like. Gene Ontology annotation, molecular function: serine-type endopeptidase activity. The record is from RefSeq and is a predicted model, not a curated record. Lineage: Eukaryota; Metazoa; Chordata; Actinopteri; Syngnathiformes; Syngnathidae. The coding region runs from base 67 to 900 and encodes 277 amino acids. Gene Ontology annotation, biological process: proteolysis. The transcript has 5 exons.
UUCAAAACCUCCACCAGCAUGUUGGCCAAUACACUGAAGCAACAAUUAGACCGCAACCCAGUUUGAAUGCGCACAAUAAUAGGAACGAGACUGAGAGGCAAGAUGCGCAUUCCAGUAAGUACCAUGGCCAUCAUACUGCUGCUCUUCUUCAUUCUAAAUGGAGCUGAUGGUACUCACAUUGUCGGAGGCAGAGACGCUCCGCCGCACUCGCGUCCGUACAUGGCCUCGCUGCAAUUUCAGGGCCAGCACAUCUGUGGAGGCUCGCUGGUCAGAGAAGACUUUGUCCUCACCGCAGCACAUUGCAGGAUACGCCGGACACUCACGGUGGUGCUGGGGGUCGACUCCCUGAGCGGUCAGGAGUCCACCAAGCAGGUGUUCACCUCCAUCAGAGACAUCCCGCAUCCUGACUACGACGGCCAUGCAAAUGACAUCAUGCUCCUGCAGCUCAACGCCAGUGCCACACUAACGGAGGCGGUGCAGCUGAUUGUUCCCAAAAAAGAUCGCCUGGAACGACGCAACAGGUGCAUCACGGCCGGCUGGGGGGACAUCGGCGAUAACAACACCUUGCCCAACACUCUCCAGGAGGUCAACGUCACCGUCCUGCCGCAGCGCGCCUGUCGAAGACGAUGGGGGGCCGUCCCCAUCGCCAGGACCAUGGUGUGCGGCAUUGGGUCCCGCGUCUUUCAAGGGUUCUGUUCGGGUGAUUCGGGUGGUCCGCUGAUCUGCGACGGCGAGGCCGCGGGCGUGGUGUCGUUUUCCGGACGACGAUGCGGGAACCCUCGGACCCCCGACGUCUACACGCGCGUCUCGUCCUUUACCGACUGGAUAGCCAAUGUUUUGAACAGCACUUCGCCAAAUGAACGUCGACAUCAUCUUCGACAAUUGCACAUCAAGCAGUGACAUCAUCGAAUACAGUUAGACGACUAAUGUGUUGGUUCUGAGCUUGUCAAUGAAUGAUCAUAGCGAUCAUCUGUGUGAUUGAUUUUGCUGGGUGGUAUUCAUUAAGCAUGCUUCCAACUGGCCAUUUUACGGUUUGACUUUUUGCAACUUCCACAAGGACGUCGAGACUUAACAAAAUUCUAAAUUACAAAAUAUUACCAAUUUUCCCUACCUUUUUGCUUUGCAUUGUAACAAAGAAGCAACAACCGGUGAUUUCAGAGGAAUCUUUUUAAGAAUGUAUUUCGCGGAUAAAACAAUAUUAAAUAUGUAUUGACUUAAGUUUUUAAUCCCGGUUAUUAAAUGUUGGAAUGGAACAUGAUCAAUAA